CGCCGACGGCUGGCGCGCAGAACGGGGUGGGCGUGGGUGGCGGAGCGGCGGCAGAGAAGGCGGCCGGCGCGAAGGCGAAGAAGUUGGGGACUUUUAGUGGGGUCUGGGUGCCGACUACGCUUAAUGUCUUGAGUAUCCUGAUGUUCCUGCGCUUCGGGUUUAUUCUUGGGCAGGGAGGAGUGCUGGGGAUGAUGGCGAUGCUCAUAAUCAGCUACAUCAUCAAUUUGAUCACAACUCUCUCGGUCUCUGCGAUUUCCUCCAACGGCACCGUUCGCGGCGGCGGCGCAUACUACCUCAUCUCGCGAUCUCUCGGACCCGAAUUCGGCGGAAGCAUUGGCCUCGUGUUCUACCUGGGAUUUGUCUUCAAUACCGGCAUGAACGCGGUCGGAUUGGUCGACUGUAUCGUCAACAACUUUGGGGAGUUGUCGGGCACGGUGACUGGGGGUAUACCCGAGUCGUAUUGGUAUCGAUAUCUGUACGGCACGGUCGUUCUGCUGGUUUGCACCGGUGUCUGCCUGCUGGGGUCGGGUAUGUUCUCGAGGGCUUCGACGAUGCUGCUCGUGAUAUUACUUGUGGCGACGUUCUCGAUUCCGAUCUCGGCGCUUUUCGUGGGCCCGUUUGAGGAUACCUCCGGGAUUGUUUAUACUGGCAUCUCGAUGGAUACGCUGAAGGAGAACCUCAUGCCUCGAUUUACCAAGGGAGCGGCUGGGAGUGAUAGUAAGGAGAAGGAGAACUGGCAGAAUCUAUUCGGCAUCCUGUUCCCAGCGACGGCCGGAAUCUUUGCAGGAGCCAGCAUGAGCGGCGAUCUUAGGAAUCCGAGCAAGUCCAUUCCAAAGGGCACUCUACACGGUCUUCUGUUCACAUUCGUGGCAUACACACUGGUGAUCCUCGCCAUGGGCGCCACCAUCUCAAGAGAAACAUUGUAUACGAACACAAACGUCAUCCAAGGUAUCAAUGCCUCGCCGCCAAUCAUCCUCAUGGGCGAAUUCGCGACAUCCUUCUUCUCCGCCCUGAUGGGCGUCAUCGGUUCCGCAAAAUCUUUGCAGGCUCUGGCCAGAGAUAAUAUCUUUCCGGGGCUCUCGAUAUUCGGCCAGGGGACGAAAUCCAGCGACGAUCCUACAUAUGCCAUCUUCUUCACCUUUCUCCUCUCGCAACUGACACUGUUUAUGAAUAUCAACUCUAUCGCUAGCUUUGUGACUAUGACUUACCUCAUCACCUUCUGGGUUACUAAUUUUGCGUGUUUCCUCCUCAAGAUCGGGAGUGCGCCGAACUUUCGGCCGACUUUUAAGUUCUUUACUUGGUGGACGGCCGCUGUUGGAGCACUGAUAAGUGUUGCGACGAUGUUUUUCGUUGAUGGUACCUAUGCCUCGGGAGUCAUCGGGAUGAUUUUGUUCUUGUUCUUGAUUAUCCAUUACUUUACUCCCCCGAAGCCCUGGGGCGAUGUGUCGCAAAGCUUGAUCUACCACCAAGUGCGGAAGUACCUGCUCAGAUUGAGGACUGAGCACGUGAAGUUCUGGCGGCCACAGAUCCUGCUACUGGUCAACGACCCCCGGCGAUCCUGGAAACUGAUCCAGUUCUGCAACGCCAUGAAAAAAGGAGGACUCUACAUUCUCGGGCACAUAGUAGUCACCGCAGAAUUCCAGGAUUCCUUUCAAGAAGUCAAGCGGCAGCAGAGCGCGUGGAUGAAAUACAUUGAUUUCUCCAGGAUCAAGGCUUUCCCGCAGGUCUCCAUUGCACCCACCGUCGAAUGGGGUGCGAGGAAUAUUGUUCUCUCUGCUGGGCUCGGCGGAAUGAGACCGAAUAUUACCGUGAUGGGAUUCUUUAAUAUUCAGGAAUACCGCGAUUCCAGGCCGCUGAUUGAUCUAAACACGCCUGGCUCGAGCCUGAGCAAAUCUGGAGCUCAUCGUCAGCGGAAGCAGAGACAUGAUCUGCAGGAUCAGCUGCCGACUGAUAGUAUGCGCCCUGAGUCUGCGGUUGACCCAAAGAGCUAUGUCAAUAUCUUGGAGGACCUGCUGCUUUGCUUGCAAAUGAAUGUGGCUGUGGCGAAGGGAUUUGAGGACCUGGAGCUUCCGAGCGAAGCUUCGGAGAAGAAGUACAUUGAUCUCUGGCCGAUUCAAAUGUCUGCUGAGAUCCAAGAUGAUACGAGCGGGAAUAUCACCACCACCAACUUUGACACCUACACUCUCAUCCUCCAGCUGGGGUGCAUCCUGAACACCGUCAGGACGUGGAAGAAAGCGUACAAACUCCGCAUCAUAGUAUUCGUGGAAUACGAAACCGACGUAGCGGAAGAAAGCGAUCGUGUCAAGAAGCUUCUCGAAAAUCUCCGGAUUCAAGCCGACGUGAUCGUUGCGUGGCUCGCUAACGGAUCUUUGAGAACGUACGAAAUCAUCGUUAAUGGUGCCGACCCUGGCAUACCCGGCGACGAGCGCAUCGAGAGAAUUCUUGGGCAGGAGGCGUGGUGGUCGGAGUUGCGAGACCGCCGGCGAAAUCCGCAGGAUGAUACGCCUGCUGUGCAGAUCCGGGGAGUCAAUGAGCUGAUGGGUGAUGGUAUGUGGCCGGGAAGCAGCUUCCAACAGCUGGGAAGGACGGAUUCGUCGCCUAUGCACCGACUGGGCCUCAAGAGGCUCCGCAAGGCGACGAAGCGGCAUUCCAUCUCCGGACUUGCGAUGAUGGGGCUGUCGGUGUCUUUCAACAUGAGGACGCAACGUUUGAAUCCCGAUGCCCUCCUGGGAGGGUCGGCGUCCGAGGAAUCCAGCGACGACGAGUCAUCGGUCGUCAGUAGCGCUGCCAGUGAGAAUGACGCCGAUGAAUUCGACGACGACGACAGAAUUGCUUGGAAUCUAGGCAGGCCUCGGCGUGCUAGCGCUGGUGCUGCGUUGACUUCGAGAGAGACGCAGACGCUCAGGCAGAAAGCAGACAGCAUGAAGUUCACGAGCGAAGCACCCACCGCUCCUAGUACUUUUCCCACCACUUCUCUCAUCACCGCUCCCACUGCCAUUCCCGCCACCGCUCCCACCGCCGGCGAUCCAGCCCUACUAGGGGCCAAACUCAACCCGUCACUGGCCAGACUGAAGCUGAUAUCCCGUCCGUCAUCCCCCAGUUUCUCGUCUAGGGCGAUUCCGGAUACGCAGCUUGCCGUCGAUGACGGUCCAGGCCCUAGCAUCAGGUUCGCCACCCCCGACUCACCCGUGCCCGUGCCAGCCGGCAAUGUUGAGUCGCCUAUUGGAGCUAUUCCUGCGCUCUCUUUCAAUGAUCUGCCGUCUCGCGGACAGCAUCUCAUCCUGAACGAGCUUAUGCAACGGUACUCGGUUGAUACGGCGGUGCUGUUUACUACGCUCCCGUCACCCCCGCCGAAUAGUUGUAAGAAUGAGCAGGAGUCUAUGUCGUAUCUGGAGGGCUUGGAGCUGUUGACCGAGGACCUACCACCGACGUUGCUGGUGCACAGUAAUUCUUUGUGCGUGACAACGUCUUUGUAAACUCUUGAGAAAGAGUAGAAGUAUUUUAAAUUGAUUCCCCCCCUUUGUCUGUGUACUGCUAGCGGUCUGCGGCGUUUGUACUGCUCUUUCUUGUUUCUGUUGUGGUCAUACAUACCCGUAGAAUAGAAUGGAUCUUAUCUGAUGAC
Tricharina praecox is the source of this 3622-nucleotide messenger RNA. RefSeq names its product amino acid permease-domain-containing protein. The record is from RefSeq and is a predicted model, not a curated record. Gene Ontology annotation, biological process: potassium ion import across plasma membrane; chloride transmembrane transport; cell volume homeostasis. Gene Ontology annotation, molecular function: potassium:chloride symporter activity. Lineage: Eukaryota; Fungi; Ascomycota; Pezizomycetes; Pezizales; Pyronemataceae. The coding region runs from base 141 to 3476 and encodes 1111 amino acids. Gene Ontology annotation, cellular component: membrane. The transcript is spliced from 13 exons.